AUGCUGAAGGAGCAGGGCGAGGAGCUGGCGACCGUGAACGCUCGGUUGAGUGCAAAAGAGGAUGCUCUGUUAGACGUGCAGGGCCAGUAUACUUUGCUCUCUCGGACUCUGUAUGGGGCGAUGUUGUCUUCCUCGGUGAAGGAGGCUUCUCUUCGUCGAUCUCAGGCUCCUGCUGAGGAUGAGACGGAGGAGGAGAGAGCUCUUUUGACCCGGGCAGAUUUGAUCCAGUACAUCAGAGUCUUGGGGGGCGAUUGUGUCGCUGCUGCCGAGGACACCUACAAUUCUACUGUGGCCCAUCUUAAGUUGAAGAAUCCUGGGGUGGAAUUGGUGACCGAGGGGACCGGGCCAUAUCACCGUGUGGAGGGGGUUCAGAUCGUCUCUCCGAACUUUGGGGAAGAGCCAGUGACUCAGGAGGCCGAGGACAUCCAGAUGGCAGAAGGAAUGAGUGGCGCUAAGGGAGGAAAAGUUUCUUCAACCUCACAUUCCCGCGGAUUGAAGGAGGUGAAGGAGAAGAAGGUUUCAAUCGGAUCUGCUUCUCGUCGUCGGGGGGCACGGGGUUUGGACGCGCAGGCUUAG
Vicia villosa (hairy vetch) is the source of this 576-nucleotide messenger RNA. RefSeq lists its product as uncharacterized. The record is from RefSeq and is a predicted model, not a curated record. The transcript has 2 exons. NCBI's taxonomy places the organism in Eukaryota, Viridiplantae, Streptophyta, Magnoliopsida, Fabales, Fabaceae. The coding region runs from base 1 to 576 and encodes 191 amino acids.